Messenger RNA from Brassica oleracea var. oleracea, 585 nucleotides. RefSeq names its product receptor-like protein 12. Lineage: Eukaryota; Viridiplantae; Streptophyta; Magnoliopsida; Brassicales; Brassicaceae. Bases 70 to 585 code for a protein of 171 amino acids. The transcript is spliced from 2 exons. Gene Ontology annotation, molecular function: protein binding. The record is from RefSeq and is a predicted model, not a curated record.
ACAAGUCAUCAGGAGGAUAUGGAUACAUGAAAAAAUGCCUUGAAUGAUUCUACGAUCUAUCGUAAUUCAAUGGAAAUGGUGAAUAAAGGAGUAGAGACCAGGUUUGAGGGAAUCCGAGAAGACUUUAGAGCCAUCGAUUUCUCUGGAAACAGAUUUUAUGGCAAAAUCCCUGAAUUUAUUGGCUUCUUGAAGGAAUUGCAUCUUCUCAACUUGUCAAACAACGCAUUCACAAGUGACAUCCCACAAUCUUUGGAAAAUCUGACUAAUCUCGAGACGUUGGACCUCUCGAGUAAUAAGCUUUCAGGUCAAAUCCCUCAAGAUCUUGGUAAGCUCUCGUUUCUGUCAUACAUGAACUUCUCCCACAACCUUCUCCAAGGACCAGUGCCACGGGGCACGCAAUUCCAAAAGCAAAAAUGUUCUUCAUUCUCGGACAACCCUGGACUCUACGGUCUCGAAGAAAUCUGUGGAGGACCCCAUUAUCCGAAUCCUACAUCACAAGCAAACGAGGAAUUGUCAGAGUCGGAAGAACCAGUGUUCAACUGGAUAGCUGCUGCAAUGGCCUAUGGACCUGGCUUUCCUAUUUAA